Molecule: messenger RNA, 799 nt
Organism: Larimichthys crocea (large yellow croaker)
Lineage: Eukaryota; Metazoa; Chordata; Actinopteri; Sciaenidae
Gene: ndufb9
Product: NADH:ubiquinone oxidoreductase subunit B9
Exons: 4
Coding region: 61-576 (171 amino acids)
Biological process (GO): mitochondrial electron transport, NADH to ubiquinone
Cellular component (GO): respiratory chain complex I
Source: RefSeq, a predicted model, not a curated record
GGUCGGCAGCUCCCAGAAUGCUCCGCGCUGAAGAAGAAGGUGACAGCGGACGGGCUAAAGAUGGCGGCCUUCCUGACCCACCAGCAGAAAGUUCUGCGGCUCUACAAGAAAUCUCUGAGACACCUGGAGUCCUGGUGCAUCUUCAGAGACAAGUACCGGUUCUACGCCUGCAUGCUGCGGGCUCGCUUCGACGAGAGCAAGAAUGAAAAGGACAUGAUGAAGGCCACCAUGCUGCUGAAGGCGGGAGAGGAGGAGUUCUGGACCAACCAACAUCCGCAGCCCUACAUCUUCCCUGACUCUCCUGGAGGGACCUCCUACGAGAGAUACGAGUGCUACAAGGUCCCGGAGUGGCUGCUGGACCACUGGCACCCCUCAGAGAAGGCCAUGUACCCUGACUACUUCUCCAAGAGAGAGCAGUGGAAGAAACUGAGGAUGCAGAGCUGGGACAAAGAGGUCGCCCAGCUGCAGGCUGAGAAUCAGCCCAAGGACGAAGCCCUCCCUCCUGCCCGCAAGGAGGGCGACCUCCCCCCUCUGUGGUGGCAGUACGUCACCCGCCCCAGGGAGCGGCCCACAUAAACACAAACACUCUCUACCUCGGGGGGGAAACUGUCCUGACUACGCAGCAGUAGCGUGAAGACCGGCUGACCUCCUGGUGAAGCAUCUUGUCAUUUCUAAAGAGAGAAACUGCCUGAGAGCUGCCUGAAUUCACUCUGAAUCUUCAGUAGUCAGUUUGAGGAGUCCUGUAGAUGAAUCACCUUAAUACCUGUAACUGUUCCAAUAAAUAAAUGUGUGAUGAAAA